Molecule: messenger RNA, 1422 nt
Organism: Aspergillus bombycis
Lineage: Eukaryota; Fungi; Ascomycota; Eurotiomycetes; Eurotiales; Aspergillaceae
Product: FAD-binding oxidoreductase
Exons: 3
Coding region: 1-1422 (473 amino acids)
Molecular function (GO): FAD binding; oxidoreductase activity
Source: RefSeq, a predicted model, not a curated record
AUGGCGACUUUAAUUGUGUCCCUGGUUCUGACCCUUCUCGCCCGUGAGGUCCUCGGAUUAUCUCCGGUGCGUGUUUCCCACGAGUUGGGGCCUCACCUAUCUCCAUCAGCUUUAAUUACUGGCGCAAACACAACCGCGUACCCGCGUUGGAGCGAGUUCGAUGCCCCCAAGCCCGGAGUUGUGGUGACGGUGGCUACGGAACAGGAUGUAGCCAAAACUGUGCACUACUGCACGUCCAAUGACAUUCCAUUUCUGGCUCAAAAUGGAGGACAUGGGUGGGCAAAUACAUUCCACCUGGGGGUGGAUGGACUUCUGAUCAAUCUGAAACAACUUAACACGAUCGAUUUCAACGAUAACAAGACGGAAGUCACGGUUGGGGGAGGAGUUGAAAUCUCGGAGGUGAUUGCGGCAGCCUCCAAGAAUGGUGCCCUCGUUCAGACUGGCAACUGUAACUGUGUUGGAGCCCUGGGUGCUACUUUAGGGGGCGGAUACGGGAACCUCAUCGGCCUUAUGGGAUUUGGAGUCGACAACGUCUUGUUGCUCAACGUGGUUAUGGCAGAUGGUCGCUUGCACACCGUUACGCCCAAGGAUGGGGAUCUCUGGUGGGCGAUGCUCGGCGCUGGCCCUAACUUUGGCAUUGUCACGUCUGCAAAAUUGAAAGCGCACCCAGUCUCGCCCUCGGGCCAAACUGGCUGGUUCGGACAACUAAUCUACACAGCAGACAAAGUCGAAGCUGUGGUGGAGGCCAUCGACAACAUCACCUUAAAGCCGAAGAUGAAUCUUUUUCUGUACUACAUGAACAGUGGCUCUCCGGACUACACUCCUAUGCUCGUCGUCACGCCAUUCUACUACGGAACUGAGGCGGAAGGAAGGGCUGCAUUCGCAACCUUCCUGGACAUUGGCCCCGCGGAGGAUACUACGACCGAACUUCAGUACCCGCACUGGAAUGAUGCGGCGGCGGGCUUCUGCACCAAGGGUGGGUAUAAGCCAGCAUAUACUGUUGGUCUUGCUCGGAUGAACCCCAGCACCUGGAAAGAGGUUUGGGACGAGUAUGUCUCGUAUAUUGCGCGGAACGGCACCGGCAGCAGCCUGAUUCUCAUGGAAGCGUACUCUCUGGAGAAAGCUCGCUCUAUACCGGAAUCAUCGACUGCCUUUGCAUUAAGAAACAAUGUCAACUUUAAUGCGGUUGUCAUCCCAUGGUACUAUGAUACCAGCCUUCGUUCGGGCGCCGAGGCUUUCGGUUCCAAGAUUCGUGACCUGUGGCGCUCUACUGAUGAGCUCGACUACCCGGCUACAUACAUCAACUUCGCACAUGGUGAUGAGGAUUUGACCACGAUCUAUGGUGCGAAUGUGGACCGGCUCAGGGCUAUCAAGGCACGAGUGGAUCCGGGAGACGUUUUCAAUCAAUGGUUCAAUCUGUGA